Molecule: messenger RNA, 3854 nt
Organism: Amphibalanus amphitrite
Lineage: Eukaryota; Metazoa; Arthropoda; Thecostraca; Balanomorpha; Balanidae
Product: protein tipE-like
Exons: 5
Coding region: 108-1178 (356 amino acids)
Biological process (GO): regulation of sodium ion transport
Molecular function (GO): sodium channel regulator activity
Source: RefSeq, a predicted model, not a curated record
ACCGCCAGAGCCGCGCCCGUCGCCGCAGCCGCCGUCGCCGCCAUGGCCGGACGUCUGACCCGCAGGUGAAGUGAGCGGACGGCGGGUCAGCCCGCCAUGCGUCCAGAAUGACCAUCUCUGCCGAGCACAGUCGCCUGUCGGACGAUGAAGCCGACGAGCAGGAGCUCGAGGAGGUGCCGCCCAAGCUCACACUCGCCGAGAAACUCAAGAAAAAGUACGAGGAAAACCUGCCCAAGCUGGACUUUUACGCCACGGUGCUGUUCAGUCUGGUGGCGAUUGGCGCCUUCUUCGGCUUCCUGUUCCUGGUGCCGUUCGUGAUCGAGCCGGCCGUGACCACCAUCCAGAUGGACUUUGAGGUGGAGCCCGUCACCUGCUGUGUCGUCUCGUUCACCGAGAUGUUCGGCGCCAGCAACUGCUCCGACUGGACAUCGUGUCGCGAGGGCUGCACGAGAGAGAUCUACGAGUGUGUGAAGAUCCUCGUGGCAUACACAGACGCUGAGAACUUCACGUGCAGCGAGCGGCCGCCGGGUCACCAGUGGUUACACAACGAGGCGUACCUCUAUCCGAACGUGAAGGGGUGCGGCUACCCGCCGACCCUGAACUGCACCAUAUUCCACGACCGGUUCCGUGAUCCGAACGUAACGUUUCCGUGCUACUACAGCCGUGUGGACGCCACGCUGGUCAUCACGGAGCUGGACCCGGAGGAGAUCGAGCACCAGCUGAUGCUGUCGAUCGUGGCGCCGGCGGUGGCGUUCGUGGUGUCGAUCGCCUACCUCGUGCACGCCUACCACCGCAUGAAGCGGAAGGAGGCGGCCGCCGCCGAGCGCGACCGCCAGGAGAAGGCCCAGUGUCUGCUGGAGAGGGAGGAGGAGCAGGUGGCCACGCGCAGCAACGCCACCAGCACCUACUCCAUCAAGUCCAUCUCCAGCAAGAUCAAUGCGACGAUGGUGAGGCUGGCCCGGGAGCGGCGCAAGGAGAGCGGUGACGACGAGGCCAUGGAGCUGGAGCAGGUUGUUCCUGAGGCGCGUCCGCCCAGCCGCUAUCUGAAGCCGGGCAGGAUGCCCAGCGGCAACCGGCACAACUUGCUGGAGCCACUGGAGCCGCCUGCCGGCGCUUCCGACCAGCCGGCGCCGCAGCCGGAAAGCGGAAAAAGCGGAAUGUCACCAGUAGAAACGUAGAAUUUUCAUUUAUCUGCAGGACAUACCGACCAGUAUUGCUUCCAUGGCGUGACGGUAGCGGCUGUGACGGCCCGUCACGGCGACUGUGACGGCCCGUCACGGCCCAGGCGUCACAUCACCGUCCUACUGCUGGGGUCACUCCGCCAUUGCCUCAGUGACGUCAUCAGUCCGAUUUCAGUGACGUCAACACGGGUCGGAUUCGCCGCCGCCUAGAGCCGCGCUAGUUUUUAAAGGGAGUGGACGAUUCUUGUGUGACCUGGGUCAUGCAUCUGGUGAUUGCCGGCGUGCGGCGACCCACAGCAGUGCUCAUCAACGCUUUUAUAAUGUUAGUGCAUGUCUGGGUGGCGAGGCGUCAUGUCAUUGUGGUGGGAUGUUUGUCGAGGCACGGUCAUGUGGCAGGGUAGGUGCGACUGCUGUCGUUUGACCCAACGCUGUCGUCUGGAGCUAACGGCUGAGACGCGCGUUGGAGGCAAAGGCUGCAGGCUUACCGCUGCCCUGGAUACUGGACAGGGACAUUUGGACACUUCCGGUGGCAGCGCUAGGUGAAAGUGAAGGACUGCAGCUCUGGUGAUUUCGCUCGGCAAUAAGAAAAUGAUCUGCGUGUCUGCAGUAGCCGGUGGCUGGGGCUACGCUAACAUCUGCGAAUGUGGUGAUGCCUUCAGUGAUGGUGUGUCCUGCGCUGUGGGCCGGCUUUAAUUGCGCUCAGUGCUGAUUUAUUGAAUCGCGGCAGUUACCACGGUGAUACUUUAGCAAAGCUCAUGGCGUUUUCACUUUUGUCAGAACUAUACCUGCGUUGUCUGUUGCGUUAGUUGACGAGCGAUCGUGUGGGUAGUCUCAAUUUGAGACCACCCACACAAUCGCUCGUACAUUGUUAACUAAUACUUUAUCAUCCGACAGGAUAAGUGUCCCACAGAUCAUCCGAUGCGACUCACUUCACCGCGGUUUAGCUGAUGCUUGCUUGGAAGCGCGUGUCUCUUGUGUGUGUUUUGCUGGUUGUCACUUCAAACCCGAGGCGCUGCUUCCCAAAACGAUUUAUCUUGUUGAAUAGGUAGAAAAGAGAGUUAUAUUGAACUUCAGCAAUUUUAACUGGUAGGGAUGCUGGUAGGUGUAUGGGGGUAGGACAGGUCUUUGUCAUAUCGCGGCUCCAGUUAAAUAUGAAACCGUAUCCCAAUAGGUGUCGAAUGUUGGGAAGAUCCGUCAGCACUAUUGUUGUUGAGCAUAUGUUUUUGCGUCGUAGCUUUAAUUUCGGAUGCUAGUCAGCCCGACCGGUUUCAAACUUCUCCAACUUAUUUAAAGUUUUGACACGAUAAUUUGUACGAUUUACAGCUCUUGAAAGGCUUUUCCAAACCUAAUGUUAGUUGGAACUCCUUUGAGCUGGUAGCCAGCAGGGUGCAGUCGCAUGCAAAAGGGGCAGUCGCUGGACCGAGAAGUUUAGGUAUAAAGGAAGCAAUUGAAUUGUGUAAUGUUCUAUGAAGUUUUAGCUUACAAUGCACUCGUUGGAGUUAUUAAUUUACUUUAGUUGAUGAUGUUAUUUUUAGUUUUACUAUGCUACAUUUAUUUUUCAGCAUUCCUUGUAUUGUUAACCUUCUUGAUUUUGAGGAAUCCACUACAAUUCCAUUGAUUAUGUUAAGUGUAGCUAGCGAUACAGUUGGAAGUCGACUGGUUUCCCGACUUGUUGCACUGGUGACCAGCGAAGUGGGGUUAUUCCAUAAUUUUUUGGUAAAGCCGCGUAUGACAGAUUGUUACUAGAGAUGUCAAUCGGAUACCAACUUUUUGGUAUACCGAUACCAAACCGAUACCAACUUGGUAUUUGGUAUUUCAAUCGUAAUGUGUUUGGUAUUUUGUUGGUAUCAUAAGCCCUCACUUAUGUAUAAGAGGCUAAAAAAUCGGUAAAAAGUCGGUAUUUCCCUCAGUUUCCCAAGUUGGUUUGGUUUCGGUAUUUUCCCGUGGUUUUGGUUGGUAUUUGGUUUGGUAUCGGUAUUCCGAUUUUCCGUAAUUGACAUCACUAAUUGUUACCCUCGCUGAGCACCCGCUGCUAUUCCGGCGCUCACCCCAGACGCGACCCGUCUGACUGACGCGAGCAGUCCCUGCUCUGGGACCGCCUCGGCAGUGCCCGACCGUACAAAGGAACGGGCGCAGCGCGCGCUGAAUAGGGUCCCCUCAGCGGCCCGCUGGUCGGCCGGCGCGCCUCGGCGAACUGCCUGUGAUACCGGACGUUGUAGAGUGCGCACGUGCGUCUCCAAUGAUUGGCUCGAUCGCUGUCCUCGGCACGGCGCCGCACUCGCGCGCACCGCCGUGCUGACCGCUCACUAACUCGCUGUUCUCGCGCUCGUAUACUCCGACUCUGUGCUCUCUACUGACCCUGUUCUGUGCUCUCCGUGCUCUGUGCUCUCUACUGACCGUGCUCUGCUUCCUCCGACCCCGCUCUCUGGUGUGCUCUCCCUUGCGCCCGGACGCUCCGACUUGCAAUGUGUAAUAGUCGCCGCCAGUCGGCUGCUGGAAUACGGCUCUUCGUAAAGCGUAGUGGCAGGUCUUGUCUUCAGCUACGUGUUUACAGAUGUCUAUGUACUCAUCUCCAGACACCUAGAACUAUCGUCUUUACUUUACAUUGGCUGCGAUCGUGCGUAAAGCGUUACGAACAAUAAAAGAGUUAUGCAUGAUGUAUUCUAAUUCGGG